AAAAAGUAGCUUUUUUUUGUUUCUGUUGUUUUAUCCUUUCGAUUCAUUGUAGCUUAUUUUCUUUCCACGUUUGUUGUUUCGUGGCUUCUUCCUAAAGAAUUAUUGUUUCGUGGCAUUGUCUCCCACCAUGUAUAAAUUAAAGGCUCAUCCUCUCUGUUUGUCUGCGUGGUUGCGCAGUUUUAGGAUCACCACCUUUUCGUUUUCCUUCUUCGUCUUUCUUUCUUCUGUAACCGUUUCUCCUUCACCCUUUGAUUGAGGAACAGAAACGACCAGGGUUUAACCUUUUAACCAACAUUUCUAUUUCUUCCCUUGUUUUUGUUCAUUCUUCUUUUUUUCUUUUUUUUUUUCCCAUCUCUCUACUUGGUAAAUGGCAAUGGAUUCUGCAAACUUGGCGAUGAGAGCUUCUUCGGCCUGCUUCACCAGAUUACCGAACCCUAAAUCGUAUCCUUUGAGGACUUACGGUCAUGUAGAGGAUAGGGUAUCAUUGUCUCGCAGGUACUUGCGGCUUACAUGUGUCCACAAUCACAAUCCCAAUCCCAACCCCAACCCCAACCCCCGCCCCAGCCCCAGUCUCAUUUCUUCUUCUUCAUCAUCGACCUCGUCGUCGUCUCCUCUGAAAUCCAAUACCAGUACCCAUACCCAUACCCAGAACCCUAGCUCUUCUUUCCCCUGCUCCGCUGUGGCCGAGGCUUCGUUGGGAACCACAGAACUUGCCGCCUGCAAGCUUCAACGCCUUGUUUCGGAGUUCCAAUCGUUAUCCGAGCCCAUUGAACGAAUCAAACGUCUCUUGCAUUACGCCACGCUUCUUCCUCCGUUUGAUGAAUCGCGGCGUGUACCUUCGAAUCGAGUUAUGGGUUGUACCACCCAGGUGUGGUUGGAUGCCAGCUUGGAUGACUCUGGCCGGAUGAGGUUCUCUGCCGAUAGUGAUUCAGAGAUCACCAAAGGCUUCUGCUCCUGCUUGGUUUGGAUUCUUGAUGGGGCUUUCUCGGACGAAGUAUUGGCUGUGAAGACGGAGGACUUAGCCGCCCUCAAUGUUGGAUUGCUUGGUCGUGCUCAUUCGAGGGUGAAUACGUGGCAUAACGUAUUGAUCAGCAUGCAGAAGAGGACUAAAGCUCUUGUCGCCGAGAGGGAGGGUAAGCCUCGUCUUGAUCCUUUCCCAUCACUGGUUAUUACCGCGGACGGUAUUCGAGCCAAAGGAAGCUAUGCUGAAGCUCAGGCUAAGUUUUUACUCCCCGAUGAGUUAAGGGUUAAAGAACUCAUAAAUGUGCUAAAGGAGAAGAAAAUUGGUGUCGUUGCACAUUUUUACAUGGACCCAGAAGUCCAAGGCGUCUUAACUGCUGCACAAAAGCAGUGGCCUCACAUCCAUAUAUCUGAUUCAUUGGUCAUGGCAGAUAAGGCUGUUAAGAUGGCUGAAGCUGGAUGCCAGUUUAUCACAGUGCUUGGGGUAGACUUCAUGUCAGAAAAUGUGCGUGCAAUUCUUGAUCAGGCUGGCUUCAGAAAGGUAGAUGUAUAUAGAAUGUCAAACGAACGCAUUGGUUGCUCUUUGGCUGAUGCUGCCGCUAAUCCUGCAUAUAUGAGUUUUCUCAAGAAAGCGUCUGCAGCACCACCUUCUUUGCAUGUUAUCUACAUCAACACCUCACUGGAGACCAAAGCUCAAGCCCAUGAAAUUGUGCCAACAAUAACCUGCACUUCAUCAAAUGUUGUACAAACUAUUCUGCAGGCAUUUGCUCAGAUACCAAAUUUAAAUAUAUGGUAUGGCCCUGAUUCCUACAUGGGUGCAAACAUCGUAGAAUUAUUUCAGCGGAUGGCCAGCAUGACAAAUGAAGAGAUUGCCGAGAUACAUCCAGAACAUGAUAAGAACUCCAUAAGAUCAUUGUUACCUCGCCUACACUAUUACCAGGAUGGGACAUGCAUUGUCCAUGACCUAUUUGGACAUGAAAUCGUGGAGAAAAUACAGGAAAUGUACUGUGAUGCAUUCUUAACAGCUCAUUUUGAAGUCCCAGGGGAAAUGUUUUCCUUGGCAAUGGAAGCAAAGAGAAGAGGAAUGGGAGUGGUGGGUUCCACCCAAAAUAUAUUAGAUUUCAUCAAACUAAGGGUCCAAGAAGCUUUGGACAGAAAUGUUGAUGACCACCUUCAGUUUGUAUUAGGAACAGAAUCGGGGAUGGUAACUUCAAUUGUUGCAGCAGUUCGCAAACUAUUAGGUUCUGUUGAGUCCCCUGGGAGAGCAAAUCUUAACAUUGAGAUAAUCUUUCCAGUCUCGGUAGACUCAUUGUCAAGAACAAGUGAUUCACCACAAGGCCUUAAUAUUGCUGACAUGAGAAGCUUCUCUGAACUCUCAGUUAUUCCUGGAGUAGCUAGUGGGGAGGGGUGCUCCCUUCACGGAGGCUGCGCCUCAUGUCCAUACAUGAAGAUGAAUUCGCUCACCUCGCUAUUAAGAGUAUGUCACCACCUACCUGAUGACAAAAAGGAAUUUGCAAACUAUGAAGCUGGACGAUUCAACUCAAGAACCCCGCUUGGGAAAUCAGUUGCAGAUGUCGGGUGUGAACCAAUUUUACACAUGAGACACUUCCAGGCAACAAAAGAAUUGCCAGAAAAGCUUGUCCAUCAGAUCGUACAUUCAUCUGGAAAUGGGAAGCUGCCAUCUUAACAGGUCAACUAAGUCGGGAUUUACCACCCAAAUGUUUCAAUUUCUGAUUCCAUUCCAUGCAAGCAUUGACAAGGAGUGCUGGCUGCAGUAUGAAGUUGAGAGGAUCUUACCCGUCAAGCAAAACUAACAAUAUUUCUUUUGUUCUUUUACUUCUAAUAUACUUGUUACAACAUAAGACAUUUUUGGCGGAUAAACCACCAAUGUCGAAUGUAUGUUAGAUCUCACUUGGAGAACUCAUUCCAGCAGUAGAAUGUGGUCCGAUUGCACAAGUAUUGCGGCUGUGAGGGAUUUUCUGGAUUUUGAACUAGUGGGAUCAUAACAGGAUUUUCGAGUUCUACAGAGCAAUAACUCCCUAUCAAUAUUAGUGUUAUGGGGGAAGCUGUUUUCUUCAAUUUGGAAGCAGCAGCAACAACAACAAUAAUAAUGCUCGUGGUCACUAUUUUUGAUGCUUUGGACUCCCUGGUGACCAGUUUGAUACGACUGCUUUACUUAGUGUGUUGGAAUUAGUAUGAUUCACAGGGUAUGGCCAGUUGGGUUUUGAAAGAAUAUUGGCUGGAGUUGUUGUGAAGAACAAGCACAAAUAUGUGUAGGUAAACAUCAGCACCGCAGUCGUAUUAAUUUUAGUUCUGUGUAGUUGAGUUCAGGGCUUCAGGGAGGAAGCUCCAUCUAGAAAUUUUGACAGGCUUUGGCUUGUUCAAUAAAUAGCUCUCCAGUUCCCCAUCCAUGGUGUAUGUUAAUCGUGUUUAAAUUUGAUUUUGCUUUGUGUUAAAUAUUUGGUGAAUUCUCUAAACUGAUGCUGGGGCAUGAUUUUGGAUAAUGGUGUUUGUUCACUUA
Macadamia integrifolia is the source of this 3481-nucleotide messenger RNA. Its product is annotated as quinolinate synthase, chloroplastic-like. The record is from RefSeq and is a predicted model, not a curated record. Bases 368 to 2647 code for a protein of 759 amino acids. Gene Ontology annotation, cellular component: chloroplast. Lineage: Eukaryota; Viridiplantae; Streptophyta; Magnoliopsida; Proteales; Proteaceae. The transcript is spliced from 7 exons. Gene Ontology annotation, biological process: 'de novo' NAD+ biosynthetic process from L-aspartate. Gene Ontology annotation, molecular function: quinolinate synthetase A activity; 4 iron, 4 sulfur cluster binding.